UUUUUUAACUAAUUAGGAAAUGAAAAUCGUUCUGAUAUAAUUCUGCUUUUAACAAUGGCACAUAUCCCAGUUCACAUCUGAGUGUAUAACAAAUAAUAACGAUGUUCAUAUUUUUUAACCUAUAUACAUUUUGACAAAAGAAUUGUCUAACAUUCAAUCUCUCUCUUUUUCUCUUUCUCUCUCUUCCUCUCUCUCUCUCUCUGUCUCUCUCUCUCUGUCUCUCUCUUUUUCUCUCUUCUUACAAAUGGCAACUGUAAAUUCAACGUUGGUAAUUAAUAUUGAAGAUCAGAAUGUUUCUAACAGUACUGCAAGUAAUUCUAUUAUCGAUAAUAAAAAUAAUGAUUCACCACUGACACCACUUUUACAAUGUUUUGUUUGUGAUGUAAUUGUAAAAGGACGUUAUUAUGCUUUAGCAACAUGUAGGACACAGAGUUCAAGGUCUAAAGUUAUUGAAAAAUUAGGUGAAUUAGUUGGCGAAAGAUAUAUGGUUGUCAUAUCAGAAGAUGAUGUGAUUUGUCGUAGUUGUGCUAAUCUCAUUAACACUCUUGAUAGAUUAGAAACAGAAAUGCGUAAUGUACGAGAAAAUGUUUUACGAUUUUUAGAACAAAAAUAUUCUUUAGAAGAAGGAGAGCUAUUAGGCAACAGCGAGAAACCUAAACCUUCACAACCACCACAAAUUACACGAUCUAAUAAUCAUAAUUCUAAUAAAUGUUUCAAAAGAAAAGAUGAUAUAUUAUGCGUUAAUACUAUGGAACAUAAUAAAGGCAAAAAAAAUGUUUGGAUGCAAUGCGAUAAAUGUAAAUAUACUACGCAUCAUAAUUCGUUCAUGAUUCAUCAUAUACGAGAUUACAUAAAACAGAAAGUAUUUUGCGAUAAAUGUGACAUACAAUUCUCUGGAGAUCAUCAAGUAAUAAAUCACGAAUGCAACGUAAAAAAGCAUCAAAAUGAAAUGGAAAUUUUAAAAGAGCAUGAAAGAGAAAAAGUAGUUUCUAUAAAAGAUACUGACGAAGAUCUGACAAAAAUGUCUGAUAUAGAAAGAAGCGUUCAGCAGAAUAUGCCAAUCCUACCGUUCCAUACUUAUUCACAAUUGCAAAUUACUAAUGAAAAUAUACCUGUGAUACGAUUAGCAAACCCUGAAAACUUACAUAUUUCAAAUAUUUCAAAUAUUCUUGAACAUGAUGAAACAUCUACUUCAGAUCAACCGAUGUAUGUUAGAGUCUUACAACAUAUUAAUGUAAAUGAAAAUUUUAUGCAUCCUACAGAAUUAGCAUCGACGCAUAGCGACGUUGAUAUGAUGGUUAAAGUUAAAGAUAGUUCAACCAAGCAAUUAUUGACUUUAACAGAGGAUGGAAAUUUGGAAAUGGUAGAGGUAGCAUGUUGGAAUGAUGAGCAAUCAACAGAUCCAGAUCCAGAUACAGAUAUGCAUUUCUGAUAUGCAAGACAAAAUUGAUUAAUAAUAAUUAUUAUGUUUUUUACAAAAAAA
Vespa mandarinia (Asian giant hornet) is the source of this 1483-nucleotide messenger RNA. RefSeq lists its product as uncharacterized. Lineage: Eukaryota; Metazoa; Arthropoda; Insecta; Hymenoptera; Vespidae. The record is from RefSeq and is a predicted model, not a curated record.